Hyalella azteca is the source of this 666-nucleotide messenger RNA. RefSeq lists its product as uncharacterized. Lineage: Eukaryota; Metazoa; Arthropoda; Malacostraca; Amphipoda; Hyalellidae. The record is from RefSeq and is a predicted model, not a curated record. The transcript is spliced from 4 exons. Bases 325 to 666 code for a protein of 113 amino acids.
UUAGCUGCACUAAUCAUCUUUGUCAAAAUUAUUUAUAAUAAACGACCAUCAAAAACAAUUAAGUCGCAACUUAAUAAUCCAUUCUCAGGUCAUGUGAAUGUUUAUGAAGAUUGUCGAUGACUUAAUUGACAAAUUGUUUAGAUUUUUUCAGUUUCAAACUUUAAUCCACUUGUUCCUUGUUCCAUGCGAACAGGUAAAGUUAUUUUAGAACGUUAAUAUAAAUAAUUCCGAGCAACAUUAGACUUAAAAAAAUAUUUCAAUAUUCAUGUUCAAUGAAUUCUAAGUUUAUUUAACAAUCCCUGCGCGUUAUAUUUUUGGUUUUUGAUGGUCGUAACAAUGAAGCAGAGAAGCGAAGUUCUGGUUCAAAGAAAGCCAUCUUGGGCUGACCCAACACACCACAUCUUCCACGUCCUUCUCCACGCCCUCACGUGGCUGUACCAGCAGGUGUGUGAAAUUUUCAGCCUCCGCACUGUGAUCAGAUUCCUUGGCUGUGAUGCUUCGUCCAAAGACAAGAUGGUGGACAAGCAACCGUUCCUGCCGGACUGUGAGCAUUUCACCACCGAGAAGCUCACUCACUCCUUGGAACUUAUCAAGGCAAAUAAGUUUGAUAUUUCGGAGGCCAGUGAACUUCUUUCGAACAUCAACUGGAACAACAACUGUUUGUGA